AUGCAGGGCUUCAACAUGGGACGUUAUGUCCCGCCAGAUCAGGAAGGCCUGACAACGGCAAACAAACUCGCGGGGAAGCACCCACUCGGCGCGCGCGCGCGCCACCUACACACAACAGGCGCACUGGUCGUACGUUUCGAAAUGCCUUUCGCAGUUUGGUGCACAAACUGCAAGCCACACCCCGUAAUAAUCGGACAAGGCGUGCGCUUCAACGCGGAGAAGAAAAAAGUCGGGAACUACUACUCAACACCGAUCUACAGCUUCCGCAUGAAACACACCGUCUGCGGCGGAACCAUCGAAAUCAAAACCGACCCGCAGAACACGGCAUACGUUGUUACCGAGGGUGGGCGGAAACGCGACACCGGCGAGGACAAGGAGCUGCAGCCCGGGGAAAUUGCUAUCAAGCCGCACGCGCGAGAGAUGGAUCCCGCGGAGAAGGAUCCGUUUUCGAAGAUCGAGGGGAAGAUUGAGGAUAAGCUUCGUGCGAAGACGGAGGCGACUCGCAUUCUCGAACUUCAGGAACGACAGAAGCGUGAUUGGGAGGAUCCGUACGAGAAGUCUAAGCGGCUGCGGAGGACGUUUCGGCAGGAGAGGAAGGGGCUUGAGAAAGCUGAGUCGAAGCGUGAGGCUCUCAAGGACAAAAUGAGUAUUGGGAUUGAGCUUCUGGAUGAGACUGAGGGGGAUCGGCAGAGAGCGAGUAUGGUGGAGUUUGGCGAGGACCUGACUGGUGAUGGCUCGCAUGCGGCCCGAGUGACUCGUCUCCGGCCUAUGUUUGAGCAGCAGGCGGAAAGUCCUGCACGGAAGACGGGGUCGGAAGGGAAGAAAUCUCAUUCGAAGCGGCUUAGGAAGGAUGAUGUGGUCGCGUCACGAAAGGCUUCGCUCCGCCGUGAACUGGUUGGGAAUACUCGUGCUGUUAUUGAUCCGUUCCUGGUGAAUGCAGGUAACCCGAAUGCAUGGAAACCUAGCAUCAAGAAGAGGAGAACCGUCUCCUCUUCGACUCCAUCGACUCCAUCCCUCCGUGAAGAUCCCAGUGGCAGCACAGAAGUCGAUUCCUCUGCCGUGACACCAAAACCAGCGCUGGUCAGCUACCCUUCCGACUCGGAGUGA
Molecule: messenger RNA, 1107 nt
Organism: Penicillium mononematosum
Lineage: Eukaryota; Fungi; Ascomycota; Eurotiomycetes; Eurotiales; Aspergillaceae
Product: Saf4/Yju2 family protein
Exons: 3
Coding region: 1-1107 (368 amino acids)
Biological process (GO): mRNA splicing, via spliceosome
Cellular component (GO): U2-type spliceosomal complex; post-mRNA release spliceosomal complex
Source: RefSeq, a predicted model, not a curated record